This is a messenger RNA of Pediculus humanus corporis (human body louse), 231 nucleotides long. RefSeq lists its product as uncharacterized. The coding region runs from base 1 to 231 and encodes 76 amino acids. The transcript is spliced from 3 exons. Lineage: Eukaryota; Metazoa; Arthropoda; Insecta; Psocodea; Pediculidae. The record is from RefSeq and is a predicted model, not a curated record.
AUGAGGAGGUCGGAAAAAGGUUUACUCCUCACGUCGGGUUUGCAAAAAUUUGACAAACAACCAGAAUAUACGGAAGUUAACCCCGGUGAAGAUGUUAAAUUAACAUGUACGAUACUUAAUAAAAAAGGAACGUGUUCGUGGCAGAAGAACAAUAAAGGAUAUAACGAUGAAAACAUUUAUUUACUCUAUGAAAUAAAUAAAUUGUUGGGUUUUUUAGCGCCCGGAGUCUAA